AUGGCCUCCGCGGGAUCCACUGCGUCCGCGCUCGCCUCGCGGCUUUACGAUGCCUGCGUGGAGAGAUAUGAAGCCGAUCAGUUAUUCUAUCAACAGGAUCUUCUCGGCCUCGAUAUCGUCCCCAAGGGCGACGUCAAGCUGCUACUCGAAUGCACACAGACGCUGGUGGAUCAGAAAUUGUUCCGACUUCACCAUGGCAGCAACAACCGUAUUGCAUGGAAGAUUAUCUCCCGAGAAGAUGCUGAAAAACUCCAGAAUCUCACCCCCGAUGAGAGCUUGGUGUUCAAUGUCAUCCAUUCCACCGGCCGAUCAGGCGUAUGGGUGCGCCACAUCCAGUCGCGCACGAACUUGCACAAGUCGAUUCUCGACCGCUCCUUGAAAUCGCUCGAGAGCAGGAAUUACAUCAAAAGCCUUCACAAUGUCAAGUACCCGAAUCGGAAAAUGUACAUGCUGGCUGGGUUGGCCCCCAGUGAAGAUGUGACCGGCGGUGCUUGGUUCACCGAUGGAGUCCUUGACGCCAAUUUUAUCAACAGUGUGGCGGGCUAUAUCGAGUACACUGUCAGUCGGCGCAGCUGGUACGAGGUGCCCGUAGAUCGUGGCCGUAACAAACGACUUAAGACUGCCACCGGCAAGGCAGACAUCAAAUUGGAGUCCGCAGAGAAGACAUAUCUUCCAUAUCCAGCUAAUUACGCCGGUUACCCAACCGUUGAACUUAUCACCAGUGCCGUCAACGAAAGUGGUAUCACUCCGGUACGCCUGGAAGAAGAGAGCAUCGUCCAAUUGCUUCAGAUGCUUUGCUUCGACAAGAAACUGGUUGCACUCAACAAUGGGCGUUCCUAUAAAUCUACGAAGAACCCGGACGUUAUCAAGGCGACCCAGUCCAGGAAGCCAGGCGAGGACAUUCUACCUCUCAUGGAGAGGGGUAACGGCAUGACUGAAUCGCCGUGCGGGCCUUGCCCCAACUUCCGCCUUUGCUCUCCCGGUGGCGCCAUCAGCCCAGAGACCUGUGAAUAUUUCGACCCUUGGUAUGAGAAGAACCUUGGGUUUUAA
Messenger RNA from Penicillium macrosclerotiorum, 1050 nucleotides. RefSeq names its product RPC34 RNA polymerase subunit family protein. Bases 1 to 1050 code for a protein of 349 amino acids. Gene Ontology annotation, cellular component: RNA polymerase III complex. Gene Ontology annotation, biological process: transcription by RNA polymerase III. The record is from RefSeq and is a predicted model, not a curated record. The transcript has 2 exons. Lineage: Eukaryota; Fungi; Ascomycota; Eurotiomycetes; Eurotiales; Aspergillaceae.